AUCCACGUCCAGCUCUACUCUGCACCGCCGAUAUAAAUACAACCCGGAAACUGCUGCCGACGCGUUUGAUAAAUAUAAACCAAAAACUAAAGACACAGAAAAAAAAAACACGACUUGUUCAACAGCGUCUAGAACCUUCUUUACUUCUGACACCAGCCAGGGCCAUGUGGAGUCUGUCCCCGGUCCUCAAGCAGCACAGCCCGCCGGAGGUCCACUGACUCCCAGGUUUGCACUUCCCGGCCCGCCAGAGACCGCUUGGCCAUGUCUCACCAUCUGGCCGCCAUCAUCACGACGCUCCUCGGGGCCACCUUUGGCGGCCUGCUCCUGUGGCGAGCGUACGGCACCAAGCGGAAGAGGCCGCCUUCCAUUCAGAGGGUGGCCGAAUUCGUGCCUCCCGCCUGCGCCGACGUGCCGCCCGAUGAGGACCACGCCUCGCCGGGGGAGCCCUUGGCCUCGGAGUGUCCGGCGGUCUCCCCCGUCAGUCCGGAGCAGCUGAAACUGGCGCUGGUGAGCUCCCAGGACGAAUGGCAGGAGAUGUGGCCGCUGAUGCAGAAGGACCUGGCGCUGUUCCCCGUGCUGGGACUGGACUGUGAAUGGGUGUCGAUGGAGGGCCGCCCCUCGGUGGUGUCCCUGCUCCAGCUGGCCUCCUGCUCCGGUCUGUGCGUCCUGGUGCGGCUCCUGGCGUUCCGGGACGGGGAGCGGUCCUUCCCGCCCGGCCUGGUGGAGUUGCUGCGCGACCCGCACGUUCUGAAGGCCGGCGUGGGCUGCUACGAAGACGGCAAGCGGCUGACGCGCGACUACGGCCUCUCGCUGAACUGCACGGUGGACCUGCGCUACCUCGCCUUGAGACUAAAGCAGGCGUCCGUCAGUAACGGACUGAGCCUGAAGUCGCUGGCGGCCGACGUCUUGAACGUCUCUCUGGACAAGUCGCUGCAGCUGCGAUGUAGCGACUGGGAGGCGGACCACCUGACUCCGGAGCAGGUGACUUAUGCAGCCAGGGACGCCCAAGUCUCCAUCGCUCUCUUCCUCUCCCUCCUGGGCCUCCUCUCCCAGGCCGGCGGCAGCUCCUACGUGGAUCUGGCCGCCCGCUGCCAGGGGCUUCUGGACGUGCCGUUCAGGGGCCCACGUGACACAAACCACGACGAGAAGCGGCGGCGGAAGCGCCCCUUGAAAAGCCCAGAGUCUGGAGAUCAGCAAGUCCCAGACCCCAGGAGAAACAAUAAGAGGAAGCCGCUGGGCGUGGGCUACUCUGCCAGGAGGUCACCGCUCUACGACAACUGCUUCCUGCACGCCCCCGACGGCCAGCCUCUCUGCACGUGUGACAAGAAGAAGGCCAAGUGGUACCUGGACAAAGGAAUAGGAGUGCUCCAGAGUGAAGAUCCUUUCGUGGUCCGACUUCUCUUCGAGCCUUCCGGGCGUCCGGACUCCCAGCAGGACUACUACCUCACGGCCAAGGAGAACCUCUGCGUGGUCUGCGGCAAGGCGGACUCCUACAUCCGGAAGAACAUCGUUCCCCACGAGUACCGGCGCCACUUCCCCUCCAAGAUGAAGGACCACAACUCUCACGACAUCCUGCUGCUGUGCACCAGCUGCCACGCCGCCUCCAACGUGCACGACGGCUUCUUCAAGGAGCAGCUGGCCCACCAGUUCGACGCCCCGCUGGGCUGCGAGGCCGGCGUGCGCCUCAUGGAGGACGCCGAGCGCCGGCGGGUGCGCUCGGCGGCCCGCGCCCUCCUCACUUCCGCCGACGCCCUGCCAGAGCAGCGGCGGCGGGAGCUGCAGACGCUGGUCCGGCGCUUUUUCGCCGCGGACGACGAGGGCGAGCCCAGCCAGGACGAGCUUCAGCGGGCCGCCGGCCUGGAGACCAGAAUCUUCAACGAGGCCUACGUGCCGCACGGCCUGAAGGUGGUGCGCGCCCACGCCGAGCACGGCCUGCGGGGCCUGAUGGACCUGGAGCGGCGCUGGCGGCAGCACUUCCUCAGCGCCAUGCGCCCCGAGCACCUCCCCCCGCUCUGGUCCGUGCACCACAACCACGGCAAGUUCCUCCGCAAGUACGGAGACGACCUGCCCGUCAAACUCAACUAGGUGACGCCACCCCGAACCCCGCGCCGCCGUGACCGCCGAGGAGUCGUCACCGUGGCGUUGUCUGAGUCGGCACUUUUUAGACACCAGCCCGCUUAUUUAUGAACGUCAAAGAUUUUUUUAAUAGGAAAAAGCUUCAUCGCACUUUGUGAAGACGGUUGUCCUACCUUUUUUUUUUUCCCGCCCUCUCGCCUGCUUCCCUUUUCCCCAAAUAUUGUCCGUGUCAAGGCAAUAGAUUUAGAAUCUCCCUCCAGGGGGAGAUUUGACGCCUCGCAGGCGGGAGAGCCAUGCUAACGCCAGCUCGCUCCUUUUUUCCCCGAUCCCCUCACUUAAACCGUGGCGCUCCCCCCCCCCCCCCACCCCCCCCCCCACCCCUCCCCCCACAGGGCGGGACGUCUCCGAGGUCCAUGUUCUAGUGGGCCUCCUAGUCCCACGACACCCCUGGGGAGGGGGGUUCCGCUCCAAGCCCUGGUUAAGUUCAUUUCCCUUUCCUACGUCCUUCUGCGACGUACCAAAAAACAAAAAAAAAACGCUAGCUGGCUCGUUAGCGCGACGACACAACCUCAGAGCAGAGAAAUGAAAUCUUUUUGUACGUUUUUGUCUCCCUAAAUUCGAAAUGAAAACCUCCAGAAUAAAGUUUGUAUUCAAAGAGAAACAAA
This is a messenger RNA of Nerophis ophidion (straightnose pipefish), 2741 nucleotides long. RefSeq names its product exonuclease 3'-5' domain containing 2 (gene exd2). Gene Ontology annotation, cellular component: nucleus; cytoplasm. The record is from RefSeq and is a predicted model, not a curated record. NCBI's taxonomy places the organism in Eukaryota, Metazoa, Chordata, Actinopteri, Syngnathiformes, Syngnathidae. The coding region runs from base 262 to 2085 and encodes 607 amino acids. Gene Ontology annotation, biological process: nucleobase-containing compound metabolic process. Gene Ontology annotation, molecular function: 3'-5' exonuclease activity; nucleic acid binding. The transcript has 10 exons.